GUUUUUCGGGGGGUGGUCUGUUAAAGUGUAUUGUCUUUGCCGAAUCUUUGCAAACAUUUUCUGAUCCUUUUGGAGGAAAAAAUAUGUUUUGUUAGCUUCCCACCUGUAACCGAAAUGAAAUCCUUGCAAGGAUUCUACCCUUCAGCUAGAGACCUUUGCUGCCUUACUCCUUCUAGUUAUAGCAUCUAAAUCUUAAAGCUAAGUUACAACUUAAACAGCUGUUUAUUUCCUUGUCUGUAUUGGUUUGGGGUUUUAGCUGUUGGCUCUUUACUAGAAGAAACCAUCGAGCCGACCGAUGUCUUAAGGCCUUGUCAUGUAUAUUUUAACAGAACUAGAUGUUUAGAUUUUACUUUUCCUGAGGUGUCUUAAAUUUUCUUAAGUGCCGGAGACAUCGUCUUAUCACCAAUCGCCGGGUUAUUGGUCGGGGAAAUGUGUAAUUUUGUUUUGGUGGUGUGUUUUUUGUUCUAAAAGUAACAGUUUUGUGUUAUUGUUACGUUUGAACAAACGUUUCAGUGGAUACAGCUCGCACUGGCAGGUUGUUUGGUGUAUUGACAGCAACGCUUCAGGAUUUCGGUCAACGCCUUACUUAAUCUUUUGUAUUCUCCACGUAGAUAACUUUUGCUUACAGACCUUGUCGGAUAUGGGCUUUUGUCUAAAGACUAAACCUGAUAGACCAGUUGCUGCUACAGUCCCAAUACCCAACUUUCAAUGCAUCAUAAAUCCAUAAUGCUAUCUAAGUGUUUGUACUGAAACAUUUACACAGCGGGGAACUGUUUGACAGGGUAACGAUGUCAAGUUUUCCAUCACAUUAUUAUAGGUCUUGCAGCUUAGUUACCAAAAGCUUAACAAAAGCUGCAGUCACUGAUUUGAUCUAAUUUAGUUUGGUAUGAAUUGCAGCUGGCUGCUCGAUUCAUACAAACUAGUUAAUCAGUCGACUUGCAAACUCAGUGCGACCAUAAAGUGUUUAUGCUAGGCUUGCAAAGGGAAUUGAUACCUAAAGCAAACAUGACCACAAAGGCAAAUUUACCCGACGGUGUCCUUGUAUGUCCUCUGCGUUGUGCCCACUUAAUUUGCAGGGGUUUUUUGUUUUGUUUUUUUAAAGCAACAGUAUUCAGAAAGAGAUAUUAACCUUGGAUCUUGUCAGGCAUCUGUGUUAACCCGAUCAAGUUCAUGGUAGCUCAUUUCUUUUCACUGGCAUGAACAGCUAUUAUAUCUCCCAGUGGAUGAUUUAUUAAUUUAAUAUAUGACUAAUUUAGCAAGCGUCUGUAUGAUUGUUUUUGCCAGCUUUAUUUUGUCUCAGCUACAGCCAGAAAUACUAUACACCCUUGUCUUAAAUAAGGUCUAAAGUAGGUCUGUGUGUAUUUCUAACACUACCAUUUGGUAAUAUUGUAUUUCAGGGCUAUUUUGUGCAAUGUUAUUAAUAGUAUUUUCUCUUAUCCCGUCAUAUCAAUGCUAUAAUUGUUAUGGGCUGUUAACUAAUUAGGCCCAGAGGACAGCAUGUCUCGUGUGCCAAAUUUAGACCUUAUCCCUAAUAACUUCUCUAAAAAUGAACCCAACUGUUAUAUAUUCUUAAACUCACUCUUGUGACUGCUGGUGAUGUUUUCUUUUAACUGAUUUGACCUUGGGUUUCUUUUUGUAAACCUAGGCCUACAGGUGUAUCCCAGAUGAUGUAAGGCACCUCUGCCUGUAGAGACCAAGAUGACUGAAGUCCAGGCCACAGUGGAGUUCUCUGUGGAGCUCCACAAGUUUUACAAUGUGGACCUGUUCCAGAGAGGGUUCUACCAGCUGCGUGCCAGUCUUAAGGUGCCACCCCGCGUCCCACACAAGGUUGAGGCCAGUCUGCUUCACCCAGGAGGCUCUGAGCUGGCGUUUCCUGCAUCAGUCCAAGAUGACGUCAUCUGCAGCAAAACGUUCCAGAUCCUGUAUAAAAAUGAAGAGGUUGUUGUCAAUGAUGUCCUGCUCUUCAAAGUGAUGAUGCUGCUUGAUGAAAAGAGGGUCGAAGAGUCCCUCAAUGAUAUGGAUUUCCAGCUCUUCUUGGAUUUAUAUUUCACAGAUGGUGAUUACACGCCAGAUGAUCCAACCUCUCUACAGAAUAUCAGUGGUCGCACACUUCGUUUGCACUUUAGCCUUCAGCGAGGCAUCCACCAACACAUCAAUGUCAUGUUUGACUACUUCCACCUGUCUGUCAUCUCGGUAGCCAUCCAUGCCUCCCUUGUGGCACUACAUCAGCCCCUUAUCAGUUUACCUCGACCCGUCAAAUCCACAUGGCUUAACCGCAAUGCUCCAGCACAGAGCAAAGACUCAGUCAUCCCACCUCUGGAGAAUGUCGUGUUUGGCAGCACUUAUGUCAAGCAAGUAUCGUCAGAUGGCAGGACAUUCCUGGUAUCUGACCCGUGUCUGCAGCAUGCCUUCAGUCUGCACCAUAACCUUUGCUCCAAUCUCCUAAUAGCCUACCAGGGCCUCUUUGGCUACUUCACCUCCAUUACGAAGGACCUGCCCUCCUCUCAUCGUAUGGAAUUAGCCAAGCCCAGCAUGCAAGUCCUUUAUGAGCGAGUACUCAGAAGACCCUAUCCCCGAAGUCAAAGGCACGUCUACAUAGAACAACUUGACUUAGAGGCCCGUCUGACUGAGUUAUGUGAACAAGUCAAGCAAAAAGCAGAGUCACCUGAUGAGCUGGCAGAACUAGUUAAUAUGAACCUGGCUCAGCUCUGCUCUCUGCUCAUGGCUCUCUGGGGACAGUUCCUAGAGGUUGUGUCCCUGCAGGAGCAUGUUGCUGCCAUACUAGCUAUGGAGCAUCAUACACUAAGAGUAAGGCGGUUUGCUGAGGCUUUCUUUUGUCUUGAACAUCCAAGACAAUCCGCACUGGCAUAUCAGGAGUUACAUGCUCACAGUCACCAACAGAUGACUAAUGCGGUCAAAAGCUCCAGCUACUUCUUGUCUUUGCCGCCACUUCCAGUGGAAUGUGCUGACCUGGAUGGUGAUGUUAGCUCCCUACCAAUCAUCUUUGAGGAUAGAUACCUGGACUCUAUCACCGAAGAUCGGGAUGGACCCUGGCUGGGCAUGCACAAUACAAGGACUGGCUCAGUUUCUGCUAAAACGGACAAGCCUAAUGCAAAGGACCUCAGUGCAGUAGCCAGCCCAAUACCUGAGUCACGAUGUGUCCCUGUGGAUAACCCCUGGCCUGACAACUGUGAUCCACCACCUAAGUCCAAAGGCAAGUCAGUCAAACUGAAGAAAAAUUCAAAGACUGAAAACUCUAAGAAGCUGAUUAGACAAGGCUCUAAAGACUCUGUGGUUUUGGUGGGCUAUAAGAACCUCAAAGCUCCCUAUGGUGCCAGCAGCUCAAAGUACAAAGAAGGGGAAGUUGCACUUAACCAAGAUGAGGAACAAGGUACUUUACUGGGGGACACAACUAGUCAUUUAAGGACUAAUGCCAGUUCUGUUUUUGACUCUUUUGUCACAUCAGUACAUUCUGGAAACCAUGCUGAUGAUUCUGUUGUGGACAAUAAUGUAACUAAUGCUGCUUGUCAGAAAGGUAUUUUUACAAAUCCUACAACCUUGGACACUCAGAGUAAUCCCCAGGCGGGUACUGGGGCUGUUGCUACAUGUAACCAACCGAUUCCAAAAGACAAACAAGACCACAGUGGCCAAAAGGUGCCACAAUGGUCUGCUGGACUAAAACAAAAUGAGGUGGAAGGAAGUAACAAGGACCCAUACCAACGUGAUAAAGUAAUGGUUCUACCAUGUCAGGCUGAAGGAAGAGUCAACAGUAAUAUUCCUGAGAUUACCCAGACAGACCUCUGUGACUCGCAACAGUCUUUUGUGGAAUCUGUAUUUGAAAGGCCAAGUAAUGAGACAACGCAGCGCAGCCAGUCCUGUGUAGUCUCAGUACAGGUAAAGAGUGAUUGUAUCCGACUAACAGACGGAGGAGCCCCCAGUGCUUCAUCUCGCCUCUCAGACUCAGGCAUUGAAAGUGAGCCCAGCUCCUUUGCCACUCAGCUUGUUCUAGGACAAAACACCUGUGGUGGCGUAUGUGUUGGGGAAUCAGGUGUCGCUGCGGCCCCACAGCCUGAGAGGGCCCUCCAGAGUUCUGCACCACGACCUGUUCAGCAUAGCACAGUGCAGAAGCCUGGAGGGGCUGGAGAAAUUCUGUACCCAGAAAGUAUCAGUGCCGUCAGUGGAGUCCAGUCAUCUCUCACUUCCAUCAACUCCUUGCCUUCAGAUGAUGAAGGUGAAGGCUCCUCUAGGGCCUCCAGUGGAGCUGAAGUCCGUGGCAGGAAGUCGAGCAUCUUGGUGCAGGAGCAGAGUUUAGUCUUUUCUGGAGAUAUGAGCGGACGGCCUGAUGCUGCCUGCAAACCUGACACUGUUGCAGGGGAUUCCCACCUUGGAAAGCCUUCUUUGGAUUUGGAAACAGACCCCAAAUUAAUAUGUAUUUCUGACUUGGGACUACAAGAAGCAGCCAGCUCUGGAUAUAAGGAGUCCCGUAGUGAACCUCAUACAGCCUGCCCCUCCAGUAACUCUGCCACCACCAGUAGCACUGACCUGGUAAAACGUGGAAUGGUUGAGAACUACUUUGGCUCAUGCUCUAGCACAGAUGUGUCUGAGAUCAGCCCUAUAGAAACAUCUGCUAUCACACUGGGAAUUCAGACAGGGCCACAGGUUGAGGAGGAUGAGGAUGAGACGGAGCAUGAGAUGAUAGAGAAUGGUUACUAUGAGGAAGGUGACGGCUACGCUUUUGUGAAUGGUGUUGCUGAUGACGAGCAGGUUGGGGAUGCAGCUGCUCAAGAGACAAAUCUUUCAUUUGAACAACUUGGCAUUGGCUACCUCCAUGAAACAAAAGAUUUAUCAAAAGCUCCGAUCUGCUCAAACAUAACCGCCAGCAGUGUUGGCUAUAGCUUCGGAAGACCUCCCUAUUCAGCCACUUCCCUUUCUUCGAGCUUGCAGUGGUAUGAGUGCGCACCCACACCACAGAUGAAAGCGUUUAUUAAGGCCAAGGAAGAAAUGAAGCAACUAAAGCUUCCUGGUUUCUUGUACAGCGAGGUGCCUGAGCUGGCAUCCACUGUGCCCUAUUUCAGCAUGGAGGAAGAUGAAAGCUGUGAAGAAGGCAUCCAUCUCAUAGUCUGUGUCCAUGGCCUGGACGGCAACAGUGCAGACCUCAGACUUGUGAAGACCUACCUGGAGCUUGGACUGCCUGGUGCUCGUAUAGACUUUCUAAUGUCGGAGAGGAAUCAGAAUGACACCUUUGCUGACUUUGAGUCAAUGACGGACCGACUGCUGGAUGAAAUAGUCCAGUACAUUCAGAUAUACAACCUUACAGUGUCAAAGAUAAGCUUUGUCGGUCAUUCGCUGGGAAACCUCAUAGUCCGCUCAGUGCUGACCAGACCCAGGUUUAAAUGUUACCUGAACAAGUUACACACUUUUCUUUCCCUUUCUGGGCCUCACCUGGGGACACUAUACAACAGCUCUGCUCUGGUGAAUACAGGCCUUUGGUUCAUGCAGAAGUGGAAAAAGUCUGGGUCACUUUUGCAGCUGACAUGUCGUGAUCACUCUGAUCCUCGCCAAACUUUCCUCUAUAAGCUCAGCAAGAAAUCUGGUUUGCAGUUUUUCAAGAAUGUGGUGCUAGUGGGGUCACUGCAGGAUCGCUAUGUACCCUAUCAUUCUGCUCGAAUAGAAAUGUGCAAAACUGCAUUAAAGGACAAACAAACAGGUCCUGUGUAUGCUGAGAUGAUUGAAAACCUGCUGCUGCCAGUGCUUCAGAACAAAGACUGCAGUCUAGUGCGAUAUGAUGUCAUUCACGCCCUGCCCAACACAGCCAACUCCCUUAUCGGCCGGGCUGCUCACAUCGCCGUCCUCGACUCUGAGAUCUUCCUGGAGAAGUUCUUCCUUGUUGCGGGCCUCAAGUUCUUUCAGUAGAACUGUGACAGAUUCGGACAUUUGGCUGGACAAGAGGAAUGUGGAGCGUAUACCUCAACGCAGCUAAAUUUUAUUCUGAUUAUAGUACCUGGAUUAUCUCUUUGUUUUUAAAUGCAUAUAACUUCUUUUUUUUUUUAAUUAUCAUUCAUAUAAGGAAAAUUGUGGUUUCUGUCUGAUGAUGUUGGAAUCAGUGGUUAUGGAUCUUAUUAUUUUUAUUUUUCUACUACUACCUUUUCUUUUUUUUCUUCGGAGGGGUGGUUAAAUUAUUUCCCCUCCUCAUAUGCUAUAUUUUCAGUGUUAUUUAUGUGCUUUGUUUUUACAUAAAACAUUGUUUUACUCCAUGUUAUUGAGUUAAUUUUAGAUGCUAAACUGGAAAUGUAGCUGCUACAAAAAUGAAAUGGCUGUUUUGGUGAGCUGGCCCAAGUCAAUUCUGCACGUACUGUCCUCACCAUUGCAAAUGAUUUUUUUUCCACCAAAUUUAAGAGACACUGCAUUGAUUUGCACCACAACUACAUUUUACAAGCUUUUGUACUGAAAAUGGUCAUUUGUACAAGUUACUUUUUUAUCAACAAUUUUCCAUCAUUUUUAAUGGCAAAGAUUGCAUUUGAAAUAGGAUUGUUUCUCAGCCUUGGCUUUGGUUGAAAUCUUUAUGCUGUCUCUAACAGUUACAGCAUUCUGCACAUUUGCCCAGCCUGGCGUUGGGAGCGUAAAGCUUUGCCGACAACAUGUUAUUUUAUUACAGGGUUUUAAGCAAUGAUCAUGAUUCAGGAAAAGCGCAUGUUGGUAAUAUGAACCUUUUAUCGAAAGCACUUGGUUAAUCAUUUGGUGAUUAUUUAUGUUUAAACUGGAAGUGUUGGUUGAAACUGAGAAAUGUUUCUUGGACAGUUGUUUAUAUAUCAUCAUAAUUUACCAUUAAAUAUGCAUACUAUGAAGUAGGUA
Molecule: messenger RNA, 6852 nt
Organism: Oreochromis aureus
Lineage: Eukaryota; Metazoa; Chordata; Actinopteri; Cichliformes; Cichlidae
Gene: fam135a
Product: family with sequence similarity 135 member A
Exons: 21
Coding region: 1699-5913 (1404 amino acids)
Source: RefSeq, a predicted model, not a curated record